UCAGAGUGGGAAGACGCCUUAUGUUUAGUUCUGGCAUAAAAGCCGACACGCUUGCUCGAACUUUUCUUCAACUCUCAGUUCUCCACUUCCCACUCUUCUCCAGAGUCCUCGCUUGCCUUCCUCGCUUGCCUUCUCCACGUCCUUGCCUAGUUUAUUUCUCAUACUCCGUUUACGACUUCAACAUGUUCGCUAGAAUCGCUGCUCUUGCUACCUUCGCUAUCCCUCUCGUAUCUGCACUGACGCUCAACGCACCAACGAGUGCUUCGAUCGGUGACCUUGUCACUUUCACUUGGGAUGCGAGCCACUUCCGACCCCAGUUCAUUCGAUCUUUACAUGGUGAACACCAUCUUCCACAACACGUUUGCCAUCUCAAGCAACGUGCAAACUUCGGCGGGUAGCAUGACUAUUGUACUGCCCCAGGCCCCCCUUGGCUCCGGUUACACCCUCGAGGCCACCAGCAUCAGCAACAUCAACACCGUCCUAGCAACAAGUGGUGGCUUUACUGUUUCCGCAACGACGACUACCUCAACGUCGUCCACGUCCACAUCCUCGGGCACGAGCACGGGCACCUCGAGCGGGGCGACAGCUACGUCUCCUACAGGCACCGCCUCUGGUACCACCACUAGCUCCUCCGCAUCCACUACAGCUUCGGCCAUCAGUGGUGCUGGGUCGCUCAAGAUCGGCAUGGGCCCCGCUGCCGUCGUUCUACUCUCUGCAGCAGCUGGCGCAGCUGUCAUGUUCUAAUCUCGCCUCCUUAAACCAAAAAAAAUCGUCUUAGCAUGCAUGAGGGUGACAUUUUAUUUCAUUUUCGGCUUUGGGAUUUUACAUGUUUUACAUACCCUGGCUUUAGUUUUUGGUAAUUGAGAACGCUACGUUAUUUUGUAGUUGCAGUUGCA
Molecule: messenger RNA, 896 nt
Organism: Suillus subalutaceus
Lineage: Eukaryota; Fungi; Basidiomycota; Agaricomycetes; Boletales; Suillaceae
Exons: 4
Coding region: 295-744 (149 amino acids)
Source: RefSeq, a predicted model, not a curated record